CCAAAUCAAAACGCAACAUCGAUGGGUGGUCUAAUUCUCAUCACAAGGUGUUUCUCGUCCGCCUUCAUUCCCAGUAAGGUGGCGGGCCUCCCUUCACACCUCCCAAGUCAACUAACACUCCCAGCGGCGAUCUUGGUUCAGGGCAGAACGUUCCAUUCGUCUGCCAGCAGAGGAACGGCGAAGUUCAGCAGGCACGCUCACGCGGCAGGCAGACAAGCUACGCAGGUGUCUUAGCCAGCCAGCUCUUGUUAGUCAAGGACAUUCCUGCGUUGCACUUCCACGUCACCACCCCACCGCACACCACAACAAUUACCAACUCGACUGACAGCCGAGAAACCCUUUCGCAAUGUCUCGAUUCCCCCGGAGAACCACCCAGUUCCUUUCCUCACCAUGUUCCGCCCUUCUCAUCCUCCUGCUGCUGAUGUGCGGCAUUGUUCUCGCCCAGGACCCCGAAGCGACCUCUACAUCCGUCGAACUACCGGAAACCACCCCAGCACCUCCCGCUGGGCCACCGCUCCUCCCACCCGAAAAUAAGAUCCUCAUCGGAGCCACCCUGGAUAACGACGUUGACCACCCCGCCGACUUCAACAACCGAGUAGGCAGGCAAUUCUCGGCGUUUGCCUUUUCCAUGUAUGUCCCCUCGCGGACGGACAUCCCAAAAGGCCCAAACAACGUCGAGAGUCACCUGGACCUCAUCGAUGCCACCAAGACGGACGCCUACGUGCAAUUGAAUGUGUACCCACGGAAGGGUCUGGACGUCAAGAAUUUUACCGACACGGAUUGCCAGAAAAUCGUCAAUAUCUGCAAAGGUCUUAACAUGCGGGGGCGAGGGGUCUUCCUGGUAUUCGCACCUUCCAUGAAUGCGAAUCCUCUGUAUGGCGUCGCUUGGGGCCAGCAGCCAACGACGUUCAGUUCAGCGUGGAACAGAAUAUCUCAAUUCUUAGCGGGUGAAGAAAUGGCCAAUAAAACGGCGCUCGUAUGGGCACCAGAGGCUGGUUUGGGCUAUCCUUGGAAAGCAAAUGUCAACUCGACACGCGGCGCAGCCAUUCCUAAGAAUGUGGAUACAAACGGGGAUGGUCGCCUUGACGAGAACGAUGACCCGUACUCACCGUACUAUCCGCAGCAAGGGUUUGAGCCAGCCUGGGUCGGUCUGUCCGUCAGCUACAAAGGGAACGUGUAUCCGUGGGAUCGCAACGAGCUGCCCAACAAGACCUUCGUGUCUGAUGUCAUCCAGGGUGUCAAUACUCGUAGUAACGUCAACUUCUACAACACGUACGCCACGGCCGCGGGAAAAAACAUUCCUUUCAUGUUGCUGGCGACAGGAGCCAUGUACCUGCGCGACAACAAGAAUCAAUCCGUGCCCCCGACCGGCGGCCCGACCGAAUUAGCUGUCAAGCAGGCCUGGUGGCGACAAAUCUUUGACAGAAACUUCCGCGCCCAGUUCCCGCUUCUAAAGAUGAUCAAUUUCCGCGACGACCUGCAAAACCGCAAUGCCUCUAUGGAUUACCGCAUCACGGCCGCACCGGACGUCCUGGCCGCUUUCAAAACCGACCUCACCACCUUGCAGGAUACCCUCGUCUGGGCCAAUGCAAGCUCGCUCGUCACGUACAAUCCGGCGGACGCCAACGCCGCCCCCAGCACCCCUAGCGGUCCGGGCAACGACCCUAUCAACACACCGAAGCCUCCGCCACGAGGGGACGGCGGCGACGGUGGGGGUAAAGGCCACGGCUUAUACGGCCUCCUGUUUGGUCUCGUGCUCGCUCCCGUCACGAUUGUCGGGGCGUGGUACUCCUACGCACACAUCAAGCUGCGUCGGCGACGGGCCGCGGAGGAGGCGGCGGCGCUCGCGGCGUUGCGGGCUGGCGGCAUCCCCACCAUUACGGACGACGAUGCGCCGUCCGGCGGUGACGGCAUGGGAGGCGGCCAUCUGAAGGGGGGCAUCGACGCGGACGCAGAGUCCGUCGACGAUUCGGCCACCAUCGUCAACAUCAUGAUCGGGACUCUGCCGCGCGAAGGCGACGGAGACGACUACGAGGGUGAGGAGUCUCGCUCUCACCACCGCCGAGACAGCUAUGGUGGCAUGGAGGCCGAUGGGUAUGGGCAUGACGGCGACGGGUAUGAGGAUUCGAUCCGCUCGCUGCCGCUACACGAUGAGGAGAGCGGCGGGGAUUUCGAUCUGAGGAGGCAGAGCUUCCACCAUGAUCUGAGACAGUCGGACCGGGCGCACGGCAGCGAUUACAUCCGUUAGCCUUGUGGACGAUUUCGAUGACGCCUAUAUACCUGUGCCAACUACCGCUGUUGCUUCUUUCGCGCAUUGUCGUACGACUCCACUGCCUUCCGCCGCUAUUUCCUCUCCUACGCCGUACUAUCCACCUCCAUAGAUACUUGAGCUAUAGUUUUCCUUGUUCUUUCCCUAUAUUUGCGUACGCCGCGUACCCCUGUAUACAGUAUGCCGUAGCUUUACAUAACCCCUCUCGGCGUACUUGCGAACUUUUUGUCCCUCAUAUGAUUGUGUAGUUAGAUGCUCUUUUCAACUUGAUAAUCGUCAUCUUCGGCGGUUUGCCGUUCUGUAAUAUACUCUAAAGAAAACCAUCAGAGAAACAUCGUUUCCCAUGCACAUGACACUCUCUUCCCCUAUCGGUUUUCCGAAGUUUCAAGGUUGG
Fimicolochytrium jonesii is the source of this 2663-nucleotide messenger RNA. RefSeq lists its product as uncharacterized. Lineage: Eukaryota; Fungi; Chytridiomycota; Chytridiomycetes; Spizellomycetales; Powellomycetaceae. Gene Ontology annotation, biological process: substituted mannan metabolic process. Bases 347 to 2248 code for a protein of 633 amino acids. The transcript has a single exon. Gene Ontology annotation, molecular function: mannan endo-1,4-beta-mannosidase activity. The record is from RefSeq and is a predicted model, not a curated record.